GACUGUCGUAAAAUUGAGCGCGACACUGAACCGCUUGACGAUAGAAUGUGCCACAAUCAACAUGGCCGAUUCUUUGAUAUGCGGCGAUACACAAUACAGGGUGAGCUCAGUCCUAAACAGAGAUGUGAAACAGUUUGGGAAGAAGUUCAUGUUUGACAGCAACGAGGAGACAUGCUGGAACUCAGACCAGGGUGACUGUCAGUGGUUGAUUUUGGAUUUCCCCCAGUCGGUUAACGUGUCCGAGCUAAAAGUUCAGUUCCAGGGAGGCUUUUCGGCCAAAACGUGCAGGCUGGAAGGUUGUUCAGGAGAUGGAGAUUUCACUCUGAUUAGUCAUUUUUACCCUGAGGACAACAACUCUCUUCAGUGCUUUCCCAUACAGGAGGCGGCCGCCGUGGACAGAGUAAAAAUAACAUUUGAGAACAGCACAGACUUUUUUGGGAGAAUUAUUGUUUAUACUUUGGACAUCCUGGGGGAGAAAUCGUUAUGACCCAUACUCUGAAUAUGAGAGAAAUACGCAGGACAUCAGAGAUGCGGGAUGUCUUUGCUGCCACCAUAUGAAUGGAUUGGAAUGCUGCUUUUGGAUGGUCACUGCAAUGGGCAAAUGUGCUGAUGAUUCACAUCUCAGAAGACCACGACAACAGUUCAGAAAUGUUCUGUACAAUAAUACAUUCUAUGCGCCCCUACAGUAUUAUGAUUAAUGUUGUAUUUGUAGAAUAGGAAUUGAACUGAAAAAAAA
Molecule: messenger RNA, 736 nt
Organism: Hippocampus comes (tiger tail seahorse)
Lineage: Eukaryota; Metazoa; Chordata; Actinopteri; Syngnathiformes; Syngnathidae
Gene: nr2c2ap
Product: nuclear receptor 2C2-associated protein
Exons: 5
Coding region: 62-487 (141 amino acids)
Source: RefSeq, a predicted model, not a curated record